AUGACUUCAUUCGACGCCUAUACCGACCGCGCCGCUAAGGCUCUGGCAGACAGCUUCGAGCUGGCCAAGAGCUAUGCGCAUUCACAACUCACACCUCUACAUCUCGCUGUUUCGCUGAUAGAUCCACCUAAGGACCAGGCGAACCAGGUCGACAUUCCUCCGCCCCCACUGUUCAAGCAAGUCCUCGAACGCGCCAAUGGCGACGCACAACUUUUCGAACGCGCUCUCAAGAAGGCUCUGGUACGGUUGCCGAGCCAGGACCCUCCUCCAGAGCGCACAUCACCGUCACCAAAGAUGGCUGAAGUCCUCCGUAACGCCGAAGACCUCAGCCGGACGCAAAAGGACAGCUUCAUCGCCGUCGACCACCUCAUCCAGUCGCUCUGCAAGGACACCCAGAUCCAACGAUGCCUCGCCGACGCAAACGUACCGAACGCGAAGCAGAUUGACAAUGCCAUUCAGGCGCUGCGAGGCACAAAGCGAGUCGACUCAAAGACGGCUGAUGCCGAGGAAGACAACGAGAAUCUGAAGAAGUUUACAAUCGAUAUGACCGCCAUGGCACGGGAAGGCAAGAUUGACCCGGUCAUUGGUCGCGAGGAGGAGAUUCGACGAGUUAUUCGAAUCCUGUCACGACGAACGAAGAAUAACCCUGUCCUGAUCGGAGAGCCUGGUGUUGGUAAGACUACAGUCGUGGAGGGUCUUGCCCGCCGAAUUGUCGAUGCAGAUGUUCCUGCCAAUCUGGCAGCCUGCAAGCUGCUCUCCCUGGACGUUGGUGCUCUUGUUGCUGGCAGCAAGUACCGUGGAGAGUUUGAAGAGCGUAUGAAGGGCGUCUUGAAGGAGAUCGAGGACUCCAAGGAGAUGAUAGUACUGUUCGUGGACGAAAUCCAUCUGCUCAUGGGCGCUGGGUCUUCUGGUGAGGGUGGAAUGGACGCCGCCAAUUUGCUUAAGCCCAUGUUGGCUCGUGGACAACUGCACUGCAUUGGUGCUACCACUCUUGCCGAAUACCGCAAGUACAUCGAGAAGGAUCAGGCCUUCGAGCGUCGUUUCCAGCAGGUGUUAGUCAAGGAGCCCUCGAUCCCGGAGACCAUCUCGAUCCUCCGUGGUUUGAAGGAGAAGUACGAGACUCACCACGGUGUCACCAUCAUGGACGGUGCCAUCGUCGCUGCCGCUACUCUCGCCGCUCGUUACCUGACGCAGCGUCGUCUACCCGAUUCCGCAGUCGAUCUUGUCGAUGAAGCUGCCGCAGCUGUUCGUGUCACCCGCGAGUCGCAACCUGAAGCACUCGACAACCUUGAGCGCCGCCAUCGUCAGCUACAGAUCGAGGUCCACGCUCUUGCUCGCGAGAAGGACGAGGCCUCAAUACAGCGUCUCAAGGAAGCUCGCGCUGAGGCCGCCAACAUCGAGGAAGAUCUCAAACCUCUGCGCGACAUGUACGAGCGCGAGAAGGGCCGCAGCCGAGAGAUUCAGGACCAGAAAGUCAAGCUUGACGGUCUCAAGAACAAGUUGGCCGAGGCUGAGCGUACGCGCGACAUUCAGACUGCUUCAGACCUGAAGUACUACGCUAUCCCGGAUGUCGAGACUCGUAUCGCUGAGCUUGAGAAACAGAAGGCUCAGGCUGAUGCUGAGAUGUGGGCUCACCAGGAUGGAGACGGCCAGGCUCUGCUCAGCGACAACGUUGGACCUGACCAGAUUAACGAAAUCGUUGCUCGCUGGACCGGUAUCCCAGUCACCCGCCUCAAGACUACAGAGAAGGAGAAGUUGCUCAACAUGGAGCGUCACCUGAAUGCUACGGUUGUUGGACAGAAGGAGGCCGUCAUUGCAGUCUCCAACGCCAUCCGACUUCAGCGCUCCGGUCUUGCCAAUCCCAAUCAGCCACCCAGCUUCCUCUUCUGUGGUCCAUCUGGUACUGGUAAGACGCUGCUUACCAAGGCCCUGGCUGAGUUUCUCUUCGACGAUCCGAAGUCCAUGAUUCGAUUCGACAUGUCUGAGUACCAGGAAAGACACUCUCUGAGCCGCAUGAUCGGUGCACCUCCUGGCUAUGUUGGUCAUGACGCUGGCGGUCAGCUCACUGAAGCUCUUCGUCGCAAGCCAUUCUCAAUCCUGCUCUUCGACGAAGUUGAGAAGGCUGCAAAGGAAGUUUUGACUGUCCUUCUCCAGCUCAUGGAUGAUGGUCGCAUUACCGACGGUCAGGGCCGUAUCAUUGACGCAAAGAACUGCAUUGUCGUCAUGACCUCCAACUUGGGAGCCGAGCAUCUUGCACGCCCCAACGCUCCAGACGGCAAGAUCGACCCCACCACCAGGGAGCUCGUCAUGAGCGCUCUGCGCAACUGGUUCCUCCCUGAGUUUCUCAACCGUAUCUCCAGCACCGUCAUCUUCAAUCGUCUUACCAAGAAGGAGAUCCGCAAGAUUGUUGACGUGCGGUUGGGCGAGAUUCAGAAGCGACUCGCGGCAAACGGACGCAAUGUUAAGAUCGCAAUGUCGCCAGAAGUCCGCGACUAUCUUGGCUCAGCUGGUUACUCGCCUGCCUACGGUGCUCGUCCUCUCGCUCGUCUCAUUGAAAAGGAGGUCCUUAACCGUCUUGCCGUGCUUAUCCUGCGCGGCGCUGUCAAGGACGGUGAAGUUGCGCGCGUCGAGUUGGACGACGGUCACAUCGUUGUCCUUCCCAACCACACUGACUCUGAAGAGGACUCGGAGAUGUACGAUGAGUCCGACGCGGUUGCUGAGUUGGAUGAUGAGGGUGAUAUGGAUCUUUACGAUUAG
Messenger RNA from Didymella exigua CBS 183.55, 2757 nucleotides. RefSeq names its product heat shock protein. The transcript has a single exon. NCBI's taxonomy places the organism in Eukaryota, Fungi, Ascomycota, Dothideomycetes, Pleosporales, Didymellaceae. The record is from RefSeq and is a predicted model, not a curated record. Gene Ontology annotation, cellular component: cytoplasm; cytosol. Gene Ontology annotation, biological process: cellular response to heat. Gene Ontology annotation, molecular function: ATP binding; ATP hydrolysis activity. Bases 1 to 2757 code for a protein of 918 amino acids.